Molecule: messenger RNA, 357 nt
Organism: Volvox carteri f. nagariensis
Lineage: Eukaryota; Viridiplantae; Chlorophyta; Chlorophyceae; Chlamydomonadales; Volvocaceae
Exons: 3
Coding region: 1-357 (118 amino acids)
Source: RefSeq, a predicted model, not a curated record
AUGCAUGCCGUGUGCGCCCAAUUGUGCCGGCUCGCAUUGCUGCGGUUCGAUGGCCUCGCCUGGGUCUGGGUCCUGGUGCAUUACGACAUCACUGCUGCACAUCCCACCAGAUGUAGGCUUGUCAUGGAGGCAGGGCCGUCGCCGCACUUUGGAACACACGCACUGCAAUCUUGGGGUGUGACCGCUGCCGUUGACAACGGGGGUGCGGACCGCAGCCUCUGGUGCAGAAGCUGGCCCGCUGGAAGAGUGCGGGGGCAUUAUGUGACGGACAGCACUGCGGCUCAGUUGGGUUGUUUGCUACCAAGCCGAGCUGGCGGCUGGUGGCUUAGCUACUAUAACGCAACACGGCAGGGCUGA